This is a messenger RNA of Vicia faba (fava bean), 2064 nucleotides long. NCBI's taxonomy places the organism in Eukaryota, Viridiplantae, Streptophyta, Magnoliopsida, Fabales, Fabaceae. The record is from the annotation of a GenBank genome assembly.
AUGGCGCCAGCAACCAGGAGCAAACCUUCAAAGUCACCCAAACUCCAAAAAGCUCCAAAAAAAGUACAAAUUCUUCCCGUUAAAGACGAUUCCUCCUCCGAAUCCGAAGAAGAAGCACCGCCACAGCAGUUUGAACUCAACGACGACGGCGGCAAUGACUCUGGUUCCGAUUCAGACUUAUCCUCCGACGACGAUCAGUUAGCCGACGAUUUCCUUCAAGGAAGCGACAACGAGGGCGACGACGACGAAGAGAAAGCCUCAGGUUCGGAGUCUGGUUCGGAGUUGGAUUCUGAUUCGGAUGACGAUGAUGGUGAUAUUGAGAAGAAGUCUAAAGCUAUUGAUGAAGCUAGGGAGAGAGAGAAAGAGGAUGCUGAAGCUGAAAUGCAGACUAAUAUUCAAGAAGAGUCUGAUGAGUUUAGAUUACCAACCAAAGAGGAACUUGAGGAAGAGGCUUUGCGUCCACCAGAUCUUUCCAAUCUUCAAAGGAGGAUUAAAGAGAUUGUCCGGGUUCUUUCCAAUUUUAAGGCGUUGAGGCAAGAUGAGUCGACGAGGAAGGAAUAUAUUGGACAGCUUAAGAAUGAUAUACGCUCAUACUAUGGCUACAAUGAGUUCCUAAUAGGUGCUUUAGUGGAGAUGUUUCCGGUUGUUGAACUGAUGGAAUUAAUUGAAGCUUUUGAGAAGCCUCGCCCUAUAUGUCUGAGGACAAACACUUUAAAGACACGUAGACGGGAUUUGGCAGAUGUCUUGAUAAACAGAGGAGUAAAUCUGGAUCCCCUGAGCAAAUGGUCAAAAGUUGGACUUGUAGUGUAUGAUUCUCAAGUACCAAUUGGUGCCACUCCAGAGUACAUGGCUGGUUUUUACAUGCUUCAAAGUGCUAGUUCUUUUCUGCCUGUGAUGGCCUUGGCUCCUCAAGAAAAGGAACGAAUUGUUGAUAUGGCGGCUGCUCCUGGUGGUAAAACAACUUACAUUGCUGCUCUAAUGAAAAACUCGGGAAUAAUUUUUGCAAAUGAAAUAAAGGUACCACGACUGAAAUCUCUGACUGCAAAUUUGCAUCGGAUGGGUGUAUCAAAUACUGUAGUCUGCAACUAUGACGGGAAGGAGCUUCCAAAGGUUUUGGGUCUCAAUUCUGUUGAUAGGGUAUUAUUGGAUGCACCUUGCAGUGGAACUGGGGUUAUAUCCAAAGAUGAGUCAGUUAAAACAUCUAAAAACUAUGAAGAUAUUAAGAAAUGUGCCCAUCUACAGAAGGAGCUCCUUCUUGCUGCAAUUGACAUGGUAGAUGUUAAUUCAAAAUCUGGGGGAUACAUUGUAUAUUCUACGUGCUCAAUCAUGGUUGCCGAGAAUGAAGCAGUUAUUGAUUACGCUCUGAAAAGGAGGAAUGUUAAACUGGUCCCUUGUGGACUUGACUUUGGGCGUCCAGGGUUCACCAAAUUUAGGGAAUUGCGGUUUCACCCUUCAUUAGAUAAGACAAGACGUUUUUAUCCUCAUGUACACAAUAUGGAUGGAUUUUUUGUUGCCAAGUUGAAAAAAAUGAAACCUGGUCCAAAACCAUCUGAGAAGGAAGAAGAAGCAACAGAGCUUGUGAAUGACGGAGAAGAAACAGAGCUUGUGAGUGACGGAGAAGAAACAGAGCUUGUGAAGGACGACAAUGAACCAAGCAUUGGCGUAAAAGAAAAUGGAAAACAAUCUUCAGAAUCUGAAUCCAAAAAGAGGAAGAGUGAGAAAUUCCUUUCCAAACCAAGUAGUAAUGUCAAAGAAUCUGCAGAAUCUGAAUCCAAAAAGAGGAAGAGUGAGAAAAUCCUUUCAAAACCAAGUAGUAAAGUCAAAGAAUCUUCAGAACCUCCCAAGAAAAGGGUGAAAACGAAAUUUCCAUCAAAAGAGGAGAUUUCAAAAUCCAGAGAGGAGAUGAGACUUGCUUUAAUGGAAAACAAGAGAAAAGGUGUUAAGCAGCCAGAAGACGAGAGAACUGUAGAAAACAAGAGAACAGGAACUUUUUUUGUGAAAAAGCAGACGAAAAGAGUUAAAAAACUAAAGAAGAAAACGAUGACAAUGCAAUACAGCAAGUAG